AUGUACACAAGCGACCUCGACGUGUGCAUCGGAGUGCCGUCAGAAAUUCAUGAACGCCGAGUGACUGCGACAUCCGCAAAAGGAUGGGAUAAUAUUGAAGUUGAUGUGGUUGACACAUCCUCGAACGAGUCUGGAGCACUACCAUCCAGGGAAUGGGCUGCGGAUCAUGUCUUGGAGGGGACCAUUGAGUUCCUGGUGUCGAUGCAAGCCACCAAGCCAGAAAUCCUUCGAGGGAUUUUGGUGCAUCGAUUCCUGCAGCAUGCACCGUUUGUGUGGGCUAGGAGAACAGGGCUCGGCACACUCCAUGGGUUGAGCGAGGUCACAACGGCGCUUGAUGAGUUCUGGUCCCACAGCUGGCAGGUUAAAGCUUCCCUGAAGUACAUCAACAUACUACACCGGCACAACAGUUUCCCUGCCUUUGUCGUCGGUACACUUUGUGCCUUCGCCGCUUGGGCACUUCGUUUUGCUGGCAUCCUUUCAGACGAUGAAGCAUCGGGAAUGAUUUCAAGGUUUCGGUCCACUGCCGCCGGUCUCUUGGGCUACUACCUAACACACUGUUCAUCUGGCGGCGGCAAUGUGUCAAGGUUGUGGUGCCUGUUCGAGUUGGCCGCUUUCUUGCACAGCAAAGGAUUAGGUACAGAUGCAGAGAAGCACCUGGAGAUUUGCCCCGUGUUCGUGGGCCCCGCCCUUAUGCUGGGCCAACUUGGUCUCAGCGCGAUGACGACCACAUUGCUCACCUCUCAGGUACCAUGGUUACCGUGGGGCAUGGUCCUAAUUUCCGCUCUUGCAUUCCCAUUCUUCAUGCUGCUCGCAUACGUGAUUCUCGCGCAUUGUCGCAGCAUCGAGAUGGUGCAGGAUCAAGUGCGCCAUUUCACCAUUGGGAACUCGCUUUCGUUUUGUUGCAGCUGUGGUCACGUCCACCCUCAAACAGGUUCCGUGAUGCUGUGUGGUCGCAGCAUCAUUGUCCGUUGCAUCAGUUCUUGGUUCGAGUCUGUCGAGGAGUUCGAAGCCAUUGUGAAAGGCAAGGUGCUGAAGGUUUUGGUCCAUCAGCUGGCGAAUAAGGUCUUCUCGUACUGGCGCAUAGUGCAGGCAAGUUGUCCUCUGCUCUGGUUCUACCUCGACCGGGACCUCGACGCAGGGAGUGCUAGGGAAGCUCGAGUAGCGCUCAAGGUAGUUGCUAUAGCGAGCGCUUACUAUUUCAUGCUUAUGCCAGCUGCUGCAUUGAUUUGCCUCCGCCUAGCCUACAGGAUGCGCAAGUUCUUUCAUGGAAGGUGCCGGAAGUUGCUGUUGUCCAUCGGUCUGGUAGCUGCAGGAGCACUGCUGUUUGCUGUCAGCUGGGCCUUCGAUUUCUUAUUCCUUGAAAGACUUUCAGUUCUUCAUUUCGAGACCGACCUGCCUGGCAACUUUGCUUUCUUGGUAAUCGCUGGAGCGGUCAAUUUGCUGUUGUGGUACUGUCUGCCCGAUGAAACCUGA
This is a messenger RNA of Symbiodinium sp. CCMP2592, 1473 nucleotides long. The record is from the annotation of a GenBank genome assembly. Lineage: Eukaryota; Dinophyceae; Suessiales; Symbiodiniaceae.